Echinops telfairi (small Madagascar hedgehog) is the source of this 1030-nucleotide messenger RNA. RefSeq names its product hydroxysteroid 17-beta dehydrogenase 14 (gene HSD17B14). Gene Ontology annotation, biological process: steroid catabolic process. The coding region runs from base 77 to 889 and encodes 270 amino acids. Gene Ontology annotation, molecular function: estradiol 17-beta-dehydrogenase [NAD(P)+] activity. The record is from RefSeq and is a predicted model, not a curated record. The transcript is spliced from 9 exons. Lineage: Eukaryota; Metazoa; Chordata; Mammalia; Afrosoricida; Tenrecidae. Gene Ontology annotation, cellular component: cytosol.
CGGCCUUAGGGGACUUUACAAGUGUGAGCAAGUCUGGCUUGGGGAGUUUGUAAAGCGAGAGACAGGCUGGGACAGAAUGGCCACGGGGACACGCUACGCCGGGAAGGUGGUGGUGGUGACCGGGGGCGGGCGCGGCAUCGGAGCGGGGAUCGUGCGGGCCUUCGUGGACAGCGGGGCGCAGGUGGUCAUCUGUGACAAGGAAGAGAGUGGGGGUCGCGCCCUGGAGAGGGAACUUCCUGGUACCCUUUUCAUCCUCAGUGAUGUGACUAAGGAGGCAGAUAUGAGGGUCCUGGUCUCUGAGACCCUGCGCCAAUUCGGCCGUCUGGAUUGUGUGGUCAACAAUGCCGGCUACCAUCCACCCCCGCAGUGGCCUGAAGAGACUUCUCUCCAAGGUUUCCGACAGCUCCUGGAGGUGAACCUGCUGGGGAUGUACACCUUGACCAAGCUCGCCCUGCCUCACCUGCGGAAGAGUAAAGGGAAUAUCAUCAACAUCUCCAGCCUGGUGGGAGCAAUCGGCCAGCUCCAGGCAGUUACCUACGUGGCCACCAAGGGGGCUGUCACAGCCAUGACCAAGGCCUUAGCUCUGGAUGAGAGUCGACAUGGUGUCCGGGUCAAUUGUAUCUCCCCUGGAAACAUCUGGACACCGCUGUGGCAGGAGCUGGCGGCCGCAGCUCCGGACCCCAAGGCCGAAAUUAAAGAAGGCACGCUGGCCCAGCCCCUGGGCCGCAUGGGCCAGCCUGCCGAGGUGGCGGCCGCCGCCAUGUUCCUGGCCUCCGAGGCCAGCUUCUGUACCGGCAUCGAGCUGUUGGUGACUGGGGGUGCAGAGCUGGGCUACGGUCGAAAGGCUAGUCCCGGGACCCCUGUGAAAGUGCUUCCGGACGCUUGCUGAUCUUCCAGGCUUGUCCCCGGGCGCGGGAGGACUACAACUCCCGGCAGGCCUCGGGGCAGACUCCGGAGGGGGCGGGGCGUCGGGAAGCUGAGCCGCGGCCCCGUCUGAGCGCUGAUUAAAAGGCCCGCAAGGGAGACUGGA